Exserohilum turcica Et28A is the source of this 633-nucleotide messenger RNA. RefSeq lists its product as uncharacterized. Lineage: Eukaryota; Fungi; Ascomycota; Dothideomycetes; Pleosporales; Pleosporaceae. Gene Ontology annotation, biological process: protein peptidyl-prolyl isomerization; protein folding. Bases 1 to 633 code for a protein of 210 amino acids. Gene Ontology annotation, cellular component: fungal-type vacuole; endoplasmic reticulum. Gene Ontology annotation, molecular function: peptidyl-prolyl cis-trans isomerase activity. The transcript has 5 exons. The record is from RefSeq and is a predicted model, not a curated record.
AUGGCCACCUUCCAGAGAGCCGUUGUUUCGCUCCUCUUGAUCCUCUCCAUCACCUUUGUCUUCUUUGCCCAGGCCUCUGAGGCUACCAAGGGUCCCAAGAUCACCCACAAGGUCUACUUCGACAUCAAGCAUGGCGACGAGGACCUAGGCCGCAUUGUCAUGGGCCUUUACGGCAAGACGGUUCCCAAGACCGCCGAGAACUUUCGUGCUCUCGCUACUGGCGAGAAGGGCUUCGGUUACCAGGGCUCUGGUUUCCACCGCAUUAUCAACGCGUUCAUGAUUCAGGGUGGUGACUUUACCAAGGGCGAUGGCAAGUGCACCGGCGGCAAGUCCAUUUACGGCGAAAAGUUCCCCGACGAGAACUUCAAGCUCAAGCACAGCCGCAAGGGUCUCCUCAGCAUGGCCAACGCCGGCAAGGACACAAACGGCAGCCAGUUCUUCAUUACCACGGUCAUCACCAGCUGGCUCGAUGGCCGCCACGUCGUCUUCGGAGAGGUCCUUGAAGGUUACGACGUGGUGGAGAAGAUUGAGGGUGUGGAAAAGGGCCCCGGCGACAAGCCUAAGAAGCCCGUCACGAUUGCCAAGAGCGGCGAGCUCGAGGUACCAGCGGAAGGUAUUCACGCGGAACUCUAG